Molecule: messenger RNA, 1052 nt
Organism: Ilex paraguariensis (yerba mate)
Lineage: Eukaryota; Viridiplantae; Streptophyta; Magnoliopsida; Aquifoliales; Aquifoliaceae
Source: the annotation of a GenBank genome assembly
GUAAAUAAUUCAGUAACCUGUUAGAUGGCAUUGGUAAUAUUCUAUGGAGAAGUUCGACCUGUUCCCUAAGCUUACUCUUAUCUGAUCAGUUAAUGGAUCAUGCUUCGACCCUUCCUAGCCAACUCACAAACAAGGCAGACCACCAUUCAGCCAAUCAGUCAGAUUGUGACGAGGAGUUGUUUCCCCAAAGAUCGAGCACCCCAAAUAUUUCUGGUGCCAUCGAGUCAUUAACAGGAGUAAUCAUCUUUAGGGGGAGACCAUCACCACUCUCAGGAGCCACAAGGACAGUUUCCAGAGGCAUUCCUGACACAUUGCGCUUUUCACCAUCGGAUACAAUUGAGCAUAUUAGAUACCUUCAUAGUCUCUCUCCUCCACAAAUUUCCUAUGUGUUUCAGCAUACUCUUCCGAGGUCUUUAGUAACAGCAUUUGAGUCUACCACUUGGGGUGGAAAUUACCUAUCUCAACUAAGCUUCCCUCCUGCUUCCAUAGAAGGGAUUGAGUCACAGAAUGUGAUUGAUAUCAAUGUUCUGAGACGGCAAUUUGAGGAAACCGUUCUCAAUACGCUUAGACUAGCUGAUAAUUUUUUAAAUGGUUCAACAUCACUAAGAAUUUUACCAGCUAAUGAUGGAGGGAACUUCAGACUCUCCCCAGCGGAGCAGGACAUUCCAUUUUCAAGUCGGUCAUUAUUGUUCUAUGUAACUGAUACUCGUGAUCGUUAUAUAGACAUGAGACUAGAUGUAGAUAAUAUGUCCUAUGAGGAGCUCUUGGCUUUGGGAGAUUAUAUAGGGCAUGUUAGCACGGGUUUGUCUGAAGAAACAAUACUUAAGUCCCUCAAACACAGUAAGUACUUUUUAUUUGCAGAAGAGAACGCUGAGAAGGACUCUUGCAGCAUAUGCCAGGAGGAUUAUGUGGAAUAUGAUGAUUUGGGGACACUGAAUUGUGGACAUCGCUUCCAUACUGAGUGUAUUAAACCAUGGUUAGGAUGCAAAAACCUCUGCCCUCGGAGGGAGUUGUAUUAUCAAGUGGGGAUAGAGAAGCACCCUUAUGAUUAA